Prosopis cineraria is the source of this 1901-nucleotide messenger RNA. Its product is annotated as UBP1-associated protein 2C. The coding region runs from base 95 to 1417 and encodes 440 amino acids. The record is from RefSeq and is a predicted model, not a curated record. Gene Ontology annotation, molecular function: RNA binding. The transcript is spliced from 2 exons. NCBI's taxonomy places the organism in Eukaryota, Viridiplantae, Streptophyta, Magnoliopsida, Fabales, Fabaceae.
UUUGAUUCUUGGCUUGCUUCACAGCUCUCAGUUGCCCUUCUAGUGUUAGGGUUAGGGUUUUGGCUAUACGGCCUCGACUUUCUCGUCUGUUUCCAUGGAUCCCACCAAGAAGCGAAAGCUCGAUGACAACGGCGUCGUCCCUCCCGAUUCCGAUUUAAACCUCACUCCUUCCGACGCACGCAAAAUCAUUGAGCGCUUCAGCCCGGAGCAGCUCAUCGAUGUUCUCCAGGAAGCCGUCGUUCGCCACGCUGACGUCCUCGACGCCGUGCGGUCUAUCGCAGACCCUGACGUCACCCAGCGCAAGCUGUUUAUCCGUGGUCUUGGGUGGGAGACCACUACUGAUGGCCUCCGCUCCCUCUUUUCCACCUAUGGCGAGCUUGAAGAAGCCAUUGUGAUUCUUGAUAAGGCCACCGGGAAGUCUAAGGGCUAUGGGUUUGUCACCUUCAAGCACGUUGAUGGCGCUUUGCUUGCGCUGAAGGAGCCCAGCAAGAGGAUAGAUGGUCGCGUUACCGUGACGCAGCUUGCAGCGGCCGGGAAUACGGGAUCAAAUACCAAUGCUGCCGACAUAGCGAUGCGGAAGAUAUAUGUCGCGAAUGUGCCGUCCGAUCUACCGGCCGAUAAAUUGUUGGCUCACUUCUCACUUUAUGGAGAGAUUGAGGAGGGGCCGUUAGGAUUUGAUAAGCAGACUGGUAAGUCGAAGGGUUUUGCUCUUUUCGUGUACAAGACGCCAGAGGGCGCGCAAGCGGCACUUGUUGAUCCGGUGAAGAUGGUGGAGGGAAGGCAGUUGAAUUGCAAGUUAGCGAUAACCGAUGGGAAGCAAGGGAAGCGAGGUGGUACUGGGCCGAUGGGACCUGAUGGAAUUCAAGGUCCAGGGAAUGCUCAUGGUGAUGGAAUGGGUUUGGCUCCACCGUCUUCCAUGCCAGGGUCGCUGUCGGGUCAGUACGGUGGCCCUGUUGGCAUGGCAUCAUAUGGGGGUUUUGGGAGUGGGCUUCCUGGUCAGCCUCCGAUGGGGAAUCAUCCUCUGAACUCAUCUGUGGGUGGCACAGGGUUGUCUUCGGCCGGUAAUCAGGCGCCAUCUUCUCUAGGAGGUACUGGCGGGUAUAGUUCUGGGCUAGGCGGUCCUUAUGGUGGUUACGGUGGUCCUGGUUCGACUGGCUACGGUGCAUUGGGGGGUGUUGGGGGUGCUGGUUUGGGUGGAGGUAGUGGUGGAUUGGGUGCUGGUGGACUUGGUGGUUCGGCUGGUUCUUUGUAUAGAUUGCCAACUUCAGUAGGAAUGCCAACCGGUGGCUACCAAGAUAGUGGACCUUACGGUUUAUCAUCCGGGUACCCAAAUCAGCAUCACCAACCUACAGGAGCCUCACCUGUACCUAGGGUUCCACCUGGUGCUAUGUAUCCGAAUGUGCCUCCUUACUACUAAGGUGUCUCAUCACUUAUUGGCGCAGAUGCUUUAUGUGGUUCUGGUGAUUACGUGAUUGCAGACUGUGUGCUUCUGGUGUAAUGAAUGUAUUAGCCUGUCCAUUUACAGCCGCUUGUCUUCAUCUGCUUCUUUUUUAGGCUAUGAUUAAUGAGUUUAGUUAGUCAAAGCUACUGAGUUAGAUUAGUCUUGUAAUUUGAAGUUUUGAAUGGGGAAUGUGUUUUUGACAUGUUUUCAUUAAUGUUCAUGACUUCCUAUUUUAAUUACAGCUGCUUUUUGAUGCUUGGAAUACAAGUUUUUCAACAUUAAGGUUGUUUCAGUUUUCUAGGCUAUGGUUAUUUUCUAAUUUGGAGUUAUGUACUGGUGACUUAAUGAUGUUCUCAUGUAAGGACUUCCGUUGUACACAUCUUAGCCAUUAUGUAACCAUAAUAACAUCAAGGAUUGAUGAUAAUAAUUUCAGUUUGCCUGGCAAAUUUUCUUUGGUCAA